AUGGUCUCGUCAACAUGCGAGGGCAAGCUGCCAGUUGCUUGGGCGCCUCCCACGCCAGAUUCGCUGCUUGUACCAGUCCAGCAUUCUGCCGACUCACCGCCUGAGCUAGAUUUAGACGCUGCUGCACACGCCAAGCAACCUGCGUCAACAGCACAACCGAGCGAUGCAAGAGCCCUGCCGACGCAACACCUACAGUCUCGAGCGUCAACGCAUCACGCUCGAGGCUCAUCGGUCUCCAUCGAUAGCCUUCUCAAUCCGCAAAUAGACUCAAAGAUAGACAACGCUACUUUCAGCUUUGCCUCCGAGCCCGAUAGACCGGCAAAGCGAGCUUCAGAGGAGCAAGAGCUCUCGCCUAUCGCGCUCAAGACCGCUCGACGUAAUCACGAGUAUGGCUGGUCUCGCACGCCGUCCAUUCGCAAAGCCGCCGUGAAAGCCAAAGAGGCGGUCUGGCAGGCCACACUAGAGAACAGCACGGCUUCGUCCGAGUCAGACGUUGCGCCUCGUGCGGAGGAUCUCUACGUGCCAGCCGCGGCCGAGCUUGUCAGCAACAAUCCUCAAAAAGGCCGUCGUGCGCCUCUUCGGUCGGAUAGCGGCAAGACGGCGGCGAACAGCAAGACAAGUCGCAAGAUCUCACAUUCGCUUAUCGAGCGCAGGCGGCGUGAGAAGAUCAAUGACUGUCUGCAAUCGCUUGCCCAUCUCGUACCGGAAUGUCGAGCACAGGUCUCGCAGCACACAAGCAAGGCACGCGAACGAGCACCCAAGACAUCCUGUGCUCGUUCUGACGAGCCUGCGCCAAGGGCAAUGCCUAUCGAAAAGCUAUCGGUCUUGCAAGGCACGCUGACGUACAUUCACCGUCUGCAUGACCGCGUACGCGCACUCGAACAGCGAUGCGGUCUGCCCCUCACUGCGACUCCAAGAUUGCACGACGCGACAGAAGAGGAUGAGGAAGACGAAGUGGACGAAGAAGGAGAGACCGUAGAGGGAGAUUCCGUAGAGGAUGCUGCGUCACUUUUGCUUGCGUUCGCAGAGCGGCCACUGGUUGCGAAAUCGAGAUAG
Messenger RNA from Mixia osmundae IAM 14324, 1056 nucleotides. RefSeq lists its product as uncharacterized. The transcript is spliced from 2 exons. Bases 1 to 1056 code for a protein of 351 amino acids. The record is from RefSeq and is a predicted model, not a curated record. Lineage: Eukaryota; Fungi; Basidiomycota; Mixiomycetes; Mixiales; Mixiaceae. Gene Ontology annotation, biological process: regulation of transcription by RNA polymerase II. Gene Ontology annotation, molecular function: DNA-binding transcription factor activity, RNA polymerase II-specific; RNA polymerase II cis-regulatory region sequence-specific DNA binding; protein dimerization activity.